Trichechus manatus latirostris (Florida manatee) is the source of this 1537-nucleotide messenger RNA. RefSeq names its product anaphase promoting complex subunit 10 (gene ANAPC10). The transcript has 5 exons. Gene Ontology annotation, biological process: anaphase-promoting complex-dependent catabolic process; protein K11-linked ubiquitination. Gene Ontology annotation, cellular component: anaphase-promoting complex. NCBI's taxonomy places the organism in Eukaryota, Metazoa, Chordata, Mammalia, Sirenia, Trichechidae. The record is from RefSeq and is a predicted model, not a curated record. The coding region runs from base 125 to 619 and encodes 164 amino acids.
GCCCACAACGUCGUUGGGGAAGUCAGGCGGUUCUGAAAAGUGAGGUGGGAGUGGCGCGGAGCUGCAGGAGGUCCUAAAAAACCUGAAUUGCUGCAAGCCAGGUCUGGAAGCUAGUAUUUAGAGAAUGACCACACCAAACAAGACACCUCCUGGUGCUGACCCUAAGCAGUUAGAAAGGACUGGGACAGUACGGGAAAUUGGGUCACAAGCUGUUUGGUCACUUUCAUCUUGCAAACCAGGAUUUGGAGUGGAUCAGUUACGAGAUGACAAUCUGGAAACUUACUGGCAGUCAGAUGGUUCCCAGCCUCAUUUAGUGAACAUCCAGUUCAGAAGAAAAACAACAGUGAAGACAUUAUGUAUUUAUGCAGACUACAAAUCCGAUGAAAGCUAUACACCAAGCAAGAUCUCGGUUAGAGUAGGAAAUAAUUUUCACAACCUUCAAGAAAUUCGGUUUAUAAUGGAAAUUUUCAGACAUAUAGAGAAGCUGAGAGAGUUAUACAGUGAACUCCAAUAUAUACACCAACUAGAUUCUACAAUUGUUAAUGUUUUGCUAUAUUUGCUUUAUUACAAAGUAUUAUUCUCUAACUACAAAUGCCCAUCUGUGCUUCCAUCAAUCUAAUUUUUUUUAUACAUUCAGAAUAAGUUGCAAACAUCAGUACACUUCACCCCAAACACUUCAAAAUGAUAUGUAAUAACUAAAGUUACCAAUAUUUGCUUAAGAUGUUUUUUUAAGGAUAAAAUUUACAUAGAAUUUUGUAUAAAUCUUAAGUAUAUUAUUUGGUGAAUUUUGGUAAAUACAUACAUCCAUGUAACCCAAACUCCUAUUAUGAUAUAGAGCAUUUCUUUCACUCCAGAAAAUUCCUUCGUGCCCCUUCCCAGUCAUCUCCACAUCUAUCCUACCCUCAGAGGUAAUCAUUGUUCUGGUUUUAUUUAUUUUUUUCCACCAUAGAUUCGUUUUUGCCUGUUCUAGGACAUCAUGUAAAUAAAAUCACACAGGUUAUACGCUUUUAUGGAAGACUUCUUUUACUCAGCACAAUUUUUUUUUUUUUUUAUUAUUCAUCCAUGUUGUUGCAUGUAUCAGUACUUCAUUCCUUUUUGUGUUCCAUUGUUUGAAUAUACCACAAUUUAUCCUGUGUGUAACUUUUUGAAACUAUUGACCUAGUGCUAUCACAACCUGAAUUUUAUACUAUGUAGUCACAACAUAUUUACAUUCAGAGAUAUUUCCAGUGACUUUUAAUAAUUAUCAACUUGUGAAAUUCUGGCCCUUAGCAUUUUUUUCUUGUUGGAAAAGCAUUGGGCUUAAAUAAUCAUUAAAAUAGUUUAAAUUUGGUGGCUCUGAGAGAUCUGAGAAGCACUUUUGAUCUUUGAAGUAUUCCACUUAAGUUGAGACCUGGACUUAGUGUUUGCUUACCUGAGUUAGCAACAAAAUAGCAAAAAUCAUAUAUGCCUUCAUUGCUUUCUCAUUACGUGCACUGUUGUUCUCUUGUGAAACUUGUUUUCAUAUUGACAAAUAAGAAUAGGAAAGGAGAUUGUCCAC